ACGAUCAAUUUUAUGCCUUCUCUGUCAAGUACAGAUUACAGAACAAGCAAUGAAGGAACAAGAAAAUGCACGAACUACCUAUGGUGCAAAACAGAUGGAAAAGAAGAGGAAAAAGGUUAUGGAAUGUAUAGCUGCAUGGUUCAACGAAGCUGGGAUUCCUUCUAAUACUGUUUGUCUGGAGAGUUUCGACUUAAUGUUAGAAGCAAUUGGACAAUUUGGCCCUGGUUUACGGGCUCCAUCUCCAGAUGAGCUUGACGGGCCAUUAUUGCAGAAACAAGUUUUGGCUAUUAAUAAUUCAAUUGAAGCGCUGAAGAAAUCUUGGGCAUUGGAAGGAUGCUCCAUUCUGGUUAACAUUGGGUAUGGUGAUAAUGAAUCUUUGGUUUUAAACAUGGCAGUCCAUUGCUCGCAGGGAGUGUCUUUCCUUCGUUCCACCCUUCUACCAUCAGAUAGAGACUUUGAAUCAUAUAUUUUUGAACUAGUUGACUCUUGUAUUGAAGAAGUUGGAGAGAACAAUGUGGUGCAGGUUGUCACAGACAUCCAUUCGGAAAUGAGGUCAGCAAAAAUGCUUACUGACAAGAGACCGAAUAUAUUUUGGACUCCCUGUGCUGCAGAUUGCAUUGGCAUGAUGUUUGGAGACAUAUGUGGCACUCGUUUCGUCAGGAAAAUAAUUGAUAAGGCAAGGUUACUCGCUGCUUUCAUUUAUGGCCGAACACAUUUGUUGGACAUGGUGCGGCAGUUCACUAGUCAAUGGGAUUUAGUUCAUGUUGGGAUCACUGAUUGCAUCACUUGCCUCUUGAACCUGAGGAGUCUUUAUGAUAAGAGGAUUGAGUUGAAGGCUCUGUUUAUUUCCAAAGAAUGGGAGGACAGCAAAUGGGCUAAUGGAGCUGUGGGCAAGAAAUUCUAUAAGCUAGUAGUUAGUAACGAGUUUUGGCAUGGGGUGCUAUAUACUAUAAACAGUUUUGAACCACUUGUGGAUGUUCUGAGGAAGAUGGCUGGUGGUAGACUCUCCAUGGGGUACAUAUAUGGUGAGAUUGCAAACACUAAAAGGGAAAUUGCCAUGCGUUUUGAAAACAAGGAAGAGCAGUAUUUGCCAAUAUGGCUGUCGAUAGAUUCUAGAUUACGUGAUUCCCUCAUGACACCAUUGCAUCUAGCUAGUUAUUAUCUUAAUCCAUUCUUCUACUAUCAAAAUAAAGAUGAAAUUACAAAUGUGGAAAUGUUCCGAGAUGCAAUUGUUGAGUGUACGCGCAAAAUGUACCAAGAUCAGCCUACACAAGAGAAAAUUGGGCAUCAGUUGGAUCUUUACAGAACUGCUUCACAGAGUUUUGGGACAGCUCAUGCCAUCAGUAAUCAAAUGACUGCCGAUCCAGUUUCUUGGUGGGAAUUACACGGCGGUUCAGCAAAGGAGUUGAGCACAAUGGCAAUAAGGUUGUUGAGAUUAACUUCUGGUUCGCUGGCAUAUGAGGAAAGUUGGAUCCAGAAGCUUCAUAAACAGAAGCCACGUUGGGUUAAACGUAAGCAAUUUAAGGAUUCAAUGUUUGUGUCGGUGAACAGGAGGAUACAAGGGAAAGCUCAAAUGAAAGAUAGAGAUCCUGUUCUAGCAUACAUUCCUGUUGAAGAUGAACCUUUUGAGUGGCUGGUGGGCAUGUCUCGCUUUGAUGCUCUACAAGCUGGAAACCAUGCUUUACGUAUGGCACGAGCAAACAGUAGUGAGGAGGUAGGACUUUCGAAGCAAGCGAAACAACUAUUGGACUACGAUGAGUGUAUAUCCUCGGAUGAAGUGUACGAGGAUAGAGAUGAAGAAUCACCAAGUCAUUCCAGCAACAAGAGGGCAUCAUCUGGUGCCUCAUGCUCAAAGCGAGUGAAGAGGCCACGGUUGGUCCACCAGUGUGAGGGAAGUGACGGAAACAUCAGCAGCUAAGCUCUGGUUAUGAUGUCCAGGCUGUUGUUUUGUGAUUGAGAAGCUCUUAGGAUGGAGUUCCUUCUGACCUAUGUUGGACUGUUGCCUAAUGUAUGGCCUGCCUGAAGUCUGGAUGCAUUGUCUGUAUUAUCAUUUGAUUCGUAGACAUCCAAUUUGACAUUGUGUGACACUGUGACCUACUCAUCGAGCAUGCUUAGUUGGUAAUUGCUUGGUGAUAUGCACACUGAAGUGGUGGCCAGACUGGCUUUGCUAGCAUCCUUGGAAACCCGACUUGUAAGCCUCUUUUGGCUCUCUGUUCCUGCGGAGCUCCAUGUUAUGUCUCUCCAUUUUUGUUGGGGAAAAAGAAAAAAAAAUCCUGACGAUUGUUUUUUUACAACCCCGAAAA
This is a messenger RNA of Panicum virgatum (switchgrass), 2303 nucleotides long. RefSeq lists its product as uncharacterized. Bases 50 to 1918 code for a protein of 622 amino acids. The transcript is spliced from 3 exons. Lineage: Eukaryota; Viridiplantae; Streptophyta; Magnoliopsida; Poales; Poaceae. The record is from RefSeq and is a predicted model, not a curated record.